AUGGCCACUGUUCAGCUCCCUCGCUCUAUCAGAAUUCACAGGACAUCUAAGAAAACAGUUUUCCCAUCUCAAAUCGCUAGUGAGCAUGAGUCACUGAUAAUGGUGAAGAAACUUUUUGCUACUUCUAUCUCAUGUAUAACGUAUCUACGGGGCCUGUUUCCAGAGAGCUCUUACGGAGAACGCCAUUUGGAUGACCUCAGUUUAAAAAUCCUGCGAGAAGAUAAAAAAUGUCCUGGGUCACUGCAUAUUAUCAAGUGGAUUCAAGGUUGUUUUGAUGCCUUGGAAAAGAGAUACCUACACAUGGCAGUACUUACACUUUACACAAAUCCUAAGGAGCCUGAGAAAGUGACUGAGAUAUACCAGUUCAAAUUCAAAUACACAAAAGAAGGAGCCACUAUGGAUUUUGACAGCAGUAACAUGAGCUUCGAAAGUGUGACAAACAGUGAAGAUAUUAAGAAAGCCAGUGUUCUGAUGAUCCGUAAACUGUACAUACUGAUGCAGAACCUUGGACCCCUUCCUAACGAUGUUAUACUGACUAUGACACUCCACUACUACAAUGCAGUGACCCCAAAUGAUUACCAGCCCCCUGGUUUUAAAGAAGGAGUAAACUCACACUUCCUGCUGUUUGAAGGGGAGCCUGUAAACCUGCAAGUGGGAAUGGUCUCCACUGGCUUUCAUAGCAUGAAAGUAAAAGUCACAACCGAAGCCGCCAGAGUGUCUGAUCUGGAGAACAAUCCCUUCCAGGAGAGCGACACGACCGAGAUAGCCCAUCAGGGCCUCGACUGCGAUGAGGAGGAGGAGGAGUGCAGCAGUGACAUUCAAAGAAUGAAUUUCAUGUGCAGUCAGCAAAGUUCUGAGAGAUCCAGAAAGAAGAGGAAGGUCAGCGAACCAGUGAAAGUCUUCAUCCCUGACAGAAAGUGA
This is a messenger RNA of Rangifer tarandus platyrhynchus (Svalbard reindeer), 921 nucleotides long. The record is from the annotation of a GenBank genome assembly. NCBI's taxonomy places the organism in Eukaryota, Metazoa, Chordata, Mammalia, Artiodactyla, Cervidae.